Molecule: messenger RNA, 5284 nt
Organism: Rhineura floridana
Lineage: Eukaryota; Metazoa; Chordata; Lepidosauria; Squamata; Rhineuridae
Gene: LIPT2
Product: lipoyl(octanoyl) transferase 2
Exons: 2
Coding region: 167-994 (275 amino acids)
Biological process (GO): protein lipoylation
Cellular component (GO): mitochondrion
Molecular function (GO): lipoyl(octanoyl) transferase activity
Source: RefSeq, a predicted model, not a curated record
AGCCUUGUGUGGCCCGAUCCAAUGCACGAGUUUUCCUUGCAAGUAAUGGAGAUCCCUCUCUAAACCAGGCUUUAAAGCACAUUUCCUCCUGGCUGAGUUUGGAGGCGCUUACACUCGAGUAAACGGGUCUUUUGGUAUUAUAGGGCGCCCCCCCCCGCCGCCACCAAUGGUGGAGGCACUCUGCACGUGCGCAGAGGCCCUCUCGCGGGAUUGCCCCAGGCCUGGCGAGGAGCCCUUUCCCUCUUUCUCUCCCCCCCCCCCCGGCUGUGGCUGCUCGGCUGCGGGCGGGAUGCGGCCUCCUCGUCCCCCGGCGGCGGUGCGGGUGCUGAGCUUAGGCCGCGCGGCCUACAAGGAGUCUCUGGCGGCGCAGGAGCGCUGCGUGAGGCGGCACUUGGAGGCCCCCGCUGAGGCGCCGGAUCGGCUGCUGCUGUGGGAGCCGGCGGGCCCGGUCUACACGGUGGGGCUGCGCGGCCUGGAGGCGUCCGCGUCCGUCGAGGCCGCAGAGGAGGAGCGGCGCCUGCGGGCGCUGGGCGCGGGCUUCGAGCGGGUGCCGCGCGGCGGCCUGGCCACCUUCCACGGCCCGGGCCAGCUGGUGGCCUACCCGGUGCUGGACCUGCGGCGCUUCGGCCUGCCCUUGCGCGGCUACGUGGCCGCCCUGGAGAGCCUGGCCGUGGCCGCCUGCCGCCGCCUCGGCCUCCGCCACGCCCGCGCCCUCCCGCCGCCCUGCACCGGCGUCUGGCUCGGCCCCAGGAAGGUCUGCGCCAUCGGCAUCCACUGUGGAAGGCAUGUAACCUCGCAUGGUUUGGCUCUGAAUUGCUGCACUGACUUGACAUGGUUUGACCACAUUGUUCCUUGUGGGCUGGAAGGAAAGGAGGUGACGUCCCUAAGCAAGGAACUGCAGAGACAUGUCUCCGUUGAAGAAGCUACUGAACCUUUCCUGGCUGCCUUUCAAGAGGUGUUUAAGUGCACUUUGACUGAAGAAUCUCUAACAUAGAAAGGCACCUGCAGUCUCACUCUAGGAGAAUGAUUUGUGCUAGUUUCCAGAUGUUCCUAGGAACACAGAGUGCUUUUCCCAACAGUAGAAACUUAAACAUGAAAAAGCCUCUGCCUUUAUAUUUGAAGUUUGUCGUCUACUGCAGAGUGUUGCCAGUGUGGUGCCUUCAGAUAUUAUUGUACUACAGCUUUCAUCAUUCCUGGCCUUUGGCCAUGCUGGUUGGGGCCGAUAGGGAUUAGAGCCCAGCAACAUCUGGAGUGGCACCUCAUGGGCUACCCCUGUUCUGCUUUGUAAAAGUUGAAUAUUGGUGAUUCCCUUCCCAGUCAACAUUGGGAAUUUUGCCUCUUUGUAAAGAAGGAGUCCAAGGAUUUCCAAUAAAAGAAUCUUCAAUAUUUCCAAUAAACCACAAUACUCAGGAAGCUAGAAUGACGCCCUUGGCUCCUACUGGGAGAAAGGGUGGGAUAUAAAUCACAUAAAUAAAUAAAUUAAUAGAACAAGAUUAAAGUAGUUUAAAGUUUGUGGCAUAAGAGGGCUGAAAGGUCAGUGGUUUCUGUUAAAAGUACAUAAAAUGAGUUCAUGAACUUUUACAUGUGUGUAUGUUACACUUGAACCACACUGUACCUGUGUUUCUUUUUAAGAACAUACAAAGAUCCUGCUGGAUCAGGCCAAUGGCCCAUUUAGUCCAUCAUCCUGUUCUCACAGUGGCUAAUCAGAUGCCCUUGGGAAGCCUGAGGUAUGGAAUUAGGUAGCUCAUGAAGAAUAUUCAGAACUCGUAGAGACUUCCAAGAUUAUAGAGAAACAGCAGCAUGGCUGUAAGAGCACAACAGGGUUAACCGUGAUAACAUGCAGAAGGUUUUUGCGAAAUGUUUAGAACAAAUAUUCAAGAUAAUUUAACAUGGAUUAAGGCACCGUUUAAAUUUUUUCUUUCUUUCUCUCAAUCACUGGUGUUUAAUAUUCUAUCAGGGCAGCUGGAACGUGUUUUUAAUCACCUUUUUGUAGAAAAGUAAAUUUGUUCCAUGCUUUCAUGGCAUUCUUAUGGGUGUCAUUGCAGUUCGGAUCUGCAUUAGCAAUUUUGAUCAGAGGACUAAGAGAUACUUUAGAAUUUCACAUCAGAAUAAAAGGAUUUUCAUAAUAGCUGAGUGAUGCCAAAUGAAGCAUUUGUGUUUGCCUAAACAUGUGAGAUCCAGAUGCUGAAGCCUACCUGAUAAGUAGCCUACCUGACAAAUAGACAUGGAGAAUCAAUGGGCAAAAAAAAUUGUGGGUCUGUCUUGCAGCAGGAAAGGAACUAGAAUUGAUUAUGGACUCUCACUCUGCAGGAAGCAUUUUAUUCUUUUAUCUUUUCCGUUUUUUCAGGAAAACUAAGAAAAAGCCAUGCAUAGACAGUGGAAGGGAGCGGAGGACUUUUUUCUUGUUAUACAUAGGUUGCCUCGUGGGAAAUCAAGGAUUCCCCAGCCUGUGUGGCAGAAGACCACACUGCUACUACUAUUCUGGAAACAGGCAAUUCAUUUGCAUAGUUUGCAUAUGCCAUUUUAGCUUAUCAAAGCAGAUUGCAAGAAAUAAAAAUAUGCUAUCGGUAAAACAUGCUAAAACAUACCGAAUAAAAACCCAACAAUAUUAUAACCAGUAUAAAAUAGAUGGUCUUUUAAAACUAGCAUCUAUUAUAGUGUCCUCCAGAAUAAAAUGUUUUCCAUGCCUGUUUCAAUAUGGGAAGAGAGAAAGUUUGGUGGUUCUUUACAAGGAGAUAGUACCAUGUCUAUGGUGCCACCACUGAGAGACCCAGUCCCUGGAACCUGCCAAUCAUAUCUGCUAGAGAUGAGCUGGUGAGCAGGAAUUAAUGAUGUUGAUCUCAAGACUUGGGCAGGUCAUAUGGAUGAAGGCAGUCUUCUGGAUAGGAUUUGUGCCUUAAAAAUGACUUUCAUGCAGGACAUUUGUAACAGAAAGCAGUCCUAGGGAUUUUGGAGAAGGGUGAAAUUCACCCGGUGUUGGGUUUUUUUAUAUCUAUUCACAAUGAGGUCUCAGAGUGGGUUACAGCAAUUUAAAAAUACAGUAUUAAAAACAGUUAAAAGUCAAGAGAAUAUGCUGUGUCCUAAAAAGGAUAAAGAGGUACUGUAUAUCUUCAGCAUACAAUGAAAUCUUUACAAAGAAGAUGCUGAUGUACCUCUAUGGGGAAAAAUUCAACAGCAUACGUUGAAAUAUGUGGUCUUGCUCACAUACACAGAGGAGGUGAUGAAGAUGUUUCUGGACUGUACCACUUCAGACUUCAGGGGGUGGCUCACAACCGAAUGCUUUUGCAUGAAGAAGAAAAAAGCCCUUGUACAUAUGUUUUGACCUGGCGCCAAAAAGAUAACAGUGUUGGCACCAGGCGCACCUCGUCAGUGUGUGUUUACUACCUCAGUUGCUAUUUGCAUGCCCUAGACCUCUGCCUCUGGGUAUUACCUGAGAAAGUUCCGCACAGCAGUAGGAAAUACACAUCCUCUCUGCAUCCCAGGAAAAUGGCAGCUGAAUAGGAUAUUCUAGAGUUGGAAAAGGUUCAGAAGAGGGCAACCAGAAUGAUCAAGGGGAUGGAGCGACUCCCUUACGAGGAAAGGUUGCAGCAUUUGGGGCUUUUUAGUUUAGAGAAAAGGCGGGUCAGAGGAGACAUGAUAGAAGUGUAUAAAAUUAUGCAUGGCAUUGAGAAAGUGGAUAGAGAAAAGUUCUUCUCCCUCUCUCAUAAUACUAGAACUCGUGGACAUUCAAAGAAGCUGAAUGUUGGAAGAUUCAGGACAGACAAAAGGAAGUCCUUCUUUACUCAGCGCAUAGUUAAACUAUGGAAUUUGCUCCCACAAGAUGCAGUAACGGCCACCAGCUUGGAUGGCUUUAAAAGGAGAUUAGACAAAUUCAUGGAGGACAGGGCUAUCAAUGGCUACUAGCCAUGAUGCCUGUGCUCUGCCACCCUAGUCAGAGGCAGCAUGCUUCUGAAAACCAGUUGCUGGAAGCCUCAGGAGGGGAGAGUGUUCUUGCACUCGGGUCCUGCUUGCGGGCUUCCCCCAGGCACCUGGCUGGCCACUGUGAGAACAGGAUGCUGGACUAGAUGGGCCACUGGCCUGAUCCAGCAGGCUCUUCUUAUGUUCUUAUGUUACAGUGAAAGCUAGGCUAGGACUCUUAACUAGUUUUCUAUGCGGAGGGAUUAUUUUUGUGUGGAAGAACAUUCAGUCAUGCGGUUUCCUCCACCAACAGUGAGAGGUGAUGCAGUCCAGAAAUUUAUUUAUUUAUUUAUUACGUUAUUACAUUUAUAUACCGCCCCAUAGCUGAAGCUCUCUGGGCAGUUUACAGCAAUUAAAAACAAAUAUACACAUUUUAAAAAACAAAAACAAUUUAAAAAACAAUUUAAAAACAUGUUAAAAUGCCUGGGAGAAGAGGAAAGUCUUGACCUGGCGCCAAAAAGAUAACAGUGUUGGCGCCAGGCGCACCUCGUCACUGUGUGUUUACUACCUCAGUUGCUAUUUGCAUGCCCUAGACCUCUGCCUCUGGGUAUUACCUGAGAAAGUUCCGCACAGCAGUAGGAAAUACAGAUCCUCUCUGCAUCCCAGGAAAAUGGCAGCUGAAUUUUAAAUCAUCUCACUGACACAUCUCUGGUUGGAGAGAUCACUAGAUCAGUCAUUCACAGUAUAAAUACAAUAAAACUUGUUGCAAAGAGUUCAACAGUCUUCGCUAGUCCGGUGAUGGUCUGGGCAACAACCCUGGUUACUUGGGUGAAUAAUACUGGAUGGCUUUGUCUGUAGGCUGCAAGACAGUGUUGUAUUAAUAGCCAAUUAUUGUUUUCAUUUAUUACUUGGAGAGAUCUCUAUGGUUUCUCCUGCAUGGGAAGCAAAAAUUAAGGGAAGAUCACUCUGGGCUGCAAAACUGCCAAAAGAGAGACCCUAAUGGAGGCCUGUGGAAGGUCACGGAUACCCUGCUAGCUAAACUGGAGGGCUUGUUUAACUGCUUCAUUGCUUUCAAGAGAGGUAGUGAAGCUGCACAUGCUCAGAAGCCAAAUUACACCAUCUGAAAGCCUGUCUGCUGUUCCUAUGUAUGUGGGAACUAGUUCUUCAUGUGUGAAUGAAGGAUACUCUGUACAUCCUCAGAACUGCUGUUCUUUAUACUUCACAGGUUUCAGCUCUGCAAAAACCUGGCUUCAUGUGAAUGUAAGAGCAUUGCUCUGAAGGGGUAUAUAACUGAGUGAUAAAGAUGUAUGUACAGGUAUGAGAUGGAAGUGAAGAGUUCCAAUGUCAAUAUUUGUUCAUUACCCCUAUUAAAAAGUUUUUCCUUUCA